AUGAUUUGGCAGUCCGCGCUGACAUGCGCGGUCUUGACUGCGCUGGCAGGAUGUGCCUCAGGCAUGGGAUUCGCUCUGUCGCCCAGAACGAAGGAUCUGCGCCUGGCUGCUGCCCUGGGCCUGGAUGCAGACGCCGUCCUCUUGAACCAUACGCACUUCCGCAACACGCUGGCCAGCUUGCGGACAUCCGACAUCCAAGCGGAACAGGCGACUAUCCCAAUCGACCACGAUGAUCAUUCCGUCGGCACCUAUCAGAACCGCUACUGGGUCACCACCGAAUACUACAAACCCGGCGGACCGGUCUUUGUCUACGAUGUUGGCGAGUCCUCCGCCGAGGACGUCGCCCAGACUAUGCUCACCAACGGGUCCUUUUUCGUCGAGUUUCUGCAGGAGUUCAACGGGAUUGGUCUUGUCUGGGAGCAUCGAUACUAUGGCGAGUCUCUUCCGUUCCCCGUCGACAUCGACACCCCUCCUGAGCACUUCAAGUAUCUGACCAACCGGCAAGCGCUGGCUGAUCUGCCGUAUUUCGCCAUGACCUUCAGCCGGGACGAGUUUCCCGGCCAGGACCUGACGCCCAAGUCGACGCCCUGGAUCAUGGUGGGCGGGUCGUACUCGGGGAUGCGGGCGGCCUUCUCGCGCAACGAGUAUCCUGACUACAUCUACGCCGCGUUUGCCUCGUCGGCACCGGUCCAGGCGCGCAUCGACAUGAGCGUCUAUUUCGACCAGGUCUAUCGCGGCAUGGUCGCCUAUGGCUACGGCGGCUGUGCCAAGGACCUCCACGCGGUGCAUGUGUACAUCGACCAGCAGCUGGCGCAAAACGGCACGGCGGCGGAUGACAUAAAGAGACUGUUUUUCGGCCCGGGGGCGGAAAAUAACACCAACGGCGAUUUCACCUCGGCUGUCGACCUCAUCUACAUCAACUUCCAGAACUUUGGCAUGGGCGGCGGCGACAUGGGCCUGGGCAGCCUCUGCGACGCCCGCGGACGGAUGGGCCCCGUAUAUCGGCAGCAAGGCCGUGGCGGAGCGACUGGCGUCGUGGCCCAACCUGGUGCCCCUGGUCAACGGAUACUUUGGCGACCUGAACUGCAAAGGGCAGGCGAACCAGAGCGAGCCGGUGUCAUGCGAUCUGGCACAGCGGGCGUCGAACCCGGACAUGAUCAGCUGGAUCUGGCAGUUCUGCUCGCAGUGGGGGUUCUUCCAGAGCGACAACCUGGGUCCGCACUCGCUGCUGUCGCGGUACGAGUCGCUGGAGUACCAGCAGCUGAUGUGCUACCGGCAGUUCCCGGGGGCGGUCGAGAGCGGCGCGCUGCCAGCCCAUCCAGACGUCGACGGGGUGAACAAGGAGACAGGAGGCUGGACGAUGCGCCCGUCCAACGUGUACUGGAGCGGAGGGGAGUUCGACCCAUGGCGGACGCUGUCGCCGCUGUCAACCGAGGCGUUCGCGCCACGGGGGUGAACUUCACGACCGAGAUCCCGGCGUGCGGCGUGUCGACGGGCGAGGACCAGCUGUUCGGCUACAUCAUGAAGGACGCGGAGCACUGCUUCGACAUGAACCCGACCUUCGAGGGGGGAAAGGCGGUCGCGGGAGAUUUUGUUAAUGCGCUGCACAAGUGGUUGCCUUGCUUUAAGAAGAGAUAUAUGUAUAUGUAUAUGCAUGUCAAGUUGCAUAAUGCAGACAACUGCAUUUUAUGUAUGCAAAGGGCCAAAGGUCUAGAGCGUUUAAGUAUAAGCUUGCAGAGGGCCAAAGGUCUAGAGCAUCUAUGUAGGCAUUAUCAACCUUCCAAGUCGGGCAAAUGGUGCGUCUCCUACUCCGUAGUCUGUGUCGACUUGAUUAAAUUAUGCGAUAAUCCAUUGACUCCUCAGGGGAACGGGCCCCCGGCCAAGUCUCCGAGUAUUGCUCCCAUGUCCAUCACCAGCCCCCCUGCGCUGACCACCACGUUUACGCCUGCGCCCUCCUGUCUCCGUGAUACCUACGUGUGGAACGCCACCGUUGGCCAUUCGUGCGGAUUCGGGUCCUCGACCGUGCCCUGCGUCUACGCGAGUCUGGGGCCGCCCAGCACGUCCGCAUGUCUUCCGCCGGGUUAUAACUGGGAUACCACGGCGUACUUUUCGCCGGGGAUCUGUCCGUCCGGAUACGAGAUUGCUUGCGAGUCGGUCGUUAGUAUCGGUUCUGUGUCGGAGACUAGAGCGACGUGUUGUCCUGUCGGCUAUACUUGCCAGUCGGGGACAGACUGGCCCUGGUAUUCGACCGAUCGCUGUGCCUCGGGUCUUCCUGGCGUCGUGCCUUUUACCUACACCUCCACAACGGACAGUGGAUGGGUCACUCUGACCACCACCGUCCAGGCCGGUCUCAAUGCGUACGGUAUCUAUAUUCGAUGGCAGUCGACCGAUUUUCUGCCGAGAGAAACGUUGUCGCCGUCGUCGACAGCGUCUGUCCUGACAUCCUCCUCAGCAUCAGCCCCAGUCACGACAACUGCAGUUUCGACCGCAGUCUCGACCUUUGAAGCUAUCCCAGAAACGGCUCCAUCAGGUUUAUCAUCCGGCGCCAAAGCCGGAAUCGGAGUCGGAUCAGCAGUAGCAUUCCUCCUCCUCGUGCUAAUCGGUCUGUUAAUAUACCGAAUGUUCGGACCCGGGCGCAGAGAUUCCUCUUCGCAGAAGAAUAUCAUUCUCGAUCCAUCAGACCCAGGCCACCCCCAAAGCCAAGGACCUAUGAUGAUACCAGUGCAAAACUACAAGUUUUACGAGCUUUCAUCCUCGCCUAUGAGGAGGGAGUUGGAUUCGAGGCCGAAAAUGUCAACUGCUGCUCAGCAGCAGCUUCAUGAGUUACCGGGUACGAUGUAUGAUCGAUGA
Rasamsonia emersonii CBS 393.64 is the source of this 2850-nucleotide messenger RNA. Its product is annotated as Serine peptidase, family S28. Gene Ontology annotation, biological process: proteolysis. The transcript is spliced from 12 exons. The record is from RefSeq and is a predicted model, not a curated record. Lineage: Eukaryota; Fungi; Ascomycota; Eurotiomycetes; Eurotiales; Trichocomaceae. Gene Ontology annotation, molecular function: dipeptidyl-peptidase activity; serine-type exopeptidase activity. Bases 1 to 2850 code for a protein of 949 amino acids.